CUUUAAGAUGUUAGAAAUAAAGCUCGUAAUGAAGCAUAAUCUACCCGUUGGUGAUUCUUUCAUUUUUUACUAACCUGACUGUGAAUAUUGAACAUGUUACCCAAACUCACCAGCCAUCUGUUUUAAAGGCAUGUCAAUCGGUGCUUUAAAAAGACAAUACUUCAAAAUGGGACACAAGAAAAGUUUUUUCUUAUUCUUUCAGUUUCCAAAACAUUCAUCAUCAUGCAGUUCAACGAUGAGCGUGAACACACUUUAAGAGAAGUGGCAGCCUUAGGCAAUGUGAAAGCCACCAUUCACUUGGCCCAUUCCGGUGUUAACCUUAAUUCCCAAAACGCAAUGAAUGGAUGGACAGCUAUGCAUUGGGCAGCCCAUAGAGGACAUACAAAUGUGGUUACAGCCUUGUUACGAAGCGGUGCAGAUCCAUUGAUCAAAACCCAAAAGGGACAAACAGCCUUGGAUUUAGCUGCCAAUCACCCCGAAACAGCAGAGAUUUUACGCGCUGCUGUAGGUGAUGUAGAAGUGGUAGUUGGUCCCGAGCCUGCACUUCCUAUUGUACCAACCUACAUGCAAAAUCCCGAUUUAGAAAAGACUUGGUUAAUGCCUGAAGAAUUCUCUGAAAACAAACUCGAAAAUGCUGUCAGGAAGCAGGCUGCUGUUGAUUCUCUCAAUAACCCCGAAAAGACGGUUGCGACUCAAAAAGACAAUAUCACAUCGAACGAAGAAUUAGAAGUGCUGAUUUAUUUAUCAUCACGCGAAGAUGCCAAUUUACUUGGCUCAGUGUAUCUCAAAAAUGAAACCAUCGAAACAGCCAUUGAAAAUAUCAAAGAGGAGAUUGGCGGAUUACCAGAGAACUUUAGUAUCGCUCGCCACAAUGGCAAAGUCAAUAUUCCCAUUAAUCCCAAGCAAAUGAGCAAGCGAUUAUUAGAUAUCUUCAGAUCAGAAAACGAUGUUUUGGUAGUCGUUCCUUUGAAUUAAUGUGAGUAUUGCUUAUAUGACUGUGAUACAUCGAACUGACUUUAUACCUAGUGUAAAAAAAUAAUAUAGUAAUAAUAAAAUGUAAUAUAAACAAGUUUAGAGUUGGCACAUGUGGGUUACAUUUGUUUCGGUUUCAUUUAGCGGGAUGAUCGUUCAUUGUUACCUUUGUCUCGUUAUAUUUGAACGUAAACCUAUAUUAAAGAAGCUCGUUACUAAUACCCAUUCACUGCAAGAUUUUCGGUUCUAGGGAUUGAACAAAAGAAGCUACAUUUUUUCACUGCAAAAUAAUACCUGUUUUUUUAAAAAAAAUAAAUAAAAAUAGAAAUUAAAUCUGGGCCAUAUCCAAUAGGAGCUACUAUUUGAGAACUUUGUUUAU
This is a messenger RNA of Mucor mucedo, 1351 nucleotides long. RefSeq names its product ankyrin repeat-containing domain protein. The record is from RefSeq and is a predicted model, not a curated record. The coding region runs from base 223 to 975 and encodes 250 amino acids. Gene Ontology annotation, molecular function: protein binding. The transcript is spliced from 3 exons. Lineage: Eukaryota; Fungi; Mucoromycota; Mucoromycetes; Mucorales; Mucoraceae.